AUGGCGGCGGCGGCGGCAGCGGCGGGCGCGCAGGAGAGCCGGGCGCCGGGGCAGCAGGAGAGCGGGGCGCCGGGGCAGCGGGGGCAGCAGGAGCAGCCGGCCGCGCCGGGCCGUCGGGCCCUGUACUUCUGCGGGAGCAUGCGGGGCGGACGCGAGGACCGGGCGCUGUACGAUCGGAUCGUGUCCCGGCUGCGGCGCUUCGGGACGGUGCUCACCGAGCACGUGUUGGAUGUGGAGCUGGGCGCGCAGGGGGAACAGCCUGCGGAGGGUGACAGGUUCAUCCAGGAGCGGGACCUGGCCUUGCUGCAGCGGGCGGACUUGAUUGUGGCAGAAGUGACCCAGCCGUCCCUGGGUGUGGGCUAUGCAGUGGGCCGGGCCGAGGCCCUCAAUAAGCGAAUCCUGUGCCUGUUCCGCCGGAAGUCUGGCCGAGUGCUCUCGGCCAUGAUCCGCGGAGCAGCAGACGGCUACCGGUUCCAGGUGUGGGACUACGAGGUGGGCGAGGUGGAGGUCAUGCUGGACCGAUACUUCGCAGCUAACCCUCCCCAGCAGCUGGCUUCCUCCCGUGACCCAACCACUUGACUUUGCCCCUUCAUUAAAUUCUUCAGAUCCCUGACUCUGCUCUGUACCA
This is a messenger RNA of Myotis myotis, 628 nucleotides long. It is a transcript of the gene DNPH1, whose product is annotated as 2'-deoxynucleoside 5'-phosphate N-hydrolase 1. The transcript has 4 exons. Gene Ontology annotation, biological process: deoxyribonucleoside monophosphate catabolic process. Gene Ontology annotation, molecular function: 5-hydroxymethyl-dUMP N-hydrolase activity. Bases 1 to 579 code for a protein of 192 amino acids. Lineage: Eukaryota; Metazoa; Chordata; Mammalia; Chiroptera; Vespertilionidae. The record is from RefSeq and is a predicted model, not a curated record. Gene Ontology annotation, cellular component: nucleus.